Molecule: messenger RNA, 588 nt
Organism: Schistocerca nitens (vagrant locust)
Lineage: Eukaryota; Metazoa; Arthropoda; Insecta; Orthoptera; Acrididae
Exons: 3
Coding region: 1-588 (195 amino acids)
Source: RefSeq, a predicted model, not a curated record
AUGAGCGUCAACCAAUCAGCAGACCCAAUUCCCUGGCGUUCCCUAGACGCAAGUCUGGAAGCGCACAGCGUUAACUGCGCUGCCGAGCAGCUUGUUCAAACACACACUUUUAUUAAUGAAAACAUAUACCCAAAUGCUUUAAAAAUAAGUGUAAUUCAGCCAAUCCAUAAGAAGGGAAGUAAAGAAGAAGCUUCAGAUUAUAGACCGAUACCACUAAUUCCUACCUUCAAUAAAAUAUUUGAAACAGUUAUCUUAUCACGACUCACAACAUUUUUCUCGAGACACAAAAUGCUUACCGAAUCGCAGCAAGGAUUAAGGAAAGAUGUAAGCACAGCCACUGCUGUUACCAGUUUCUUCCAUGAAGUAUAUAGCAAUAUAGAAUUGGGUAUGCACACAGCCGUGUACAAUAUCAGUGAUGGAUCAAUGAAACUUCUACUCACCUAUCUGGUGAAUCGUAAACAGUGUACCAAACUUACAUAUCAAAUUGACAAUAAGAUCUUAACUUUUAAAUCCAGAAGUGAAACAGUGACACAGGUAAUCCCUCAAGGCUCAAUUCGUGGAAAUUUAUUCUUUUGUAGCAUAUAUUAA